This is a messenger RNA of Xyrichtys novacula (pearly razorfish), 29186 nucleotides long. The record is from the annotation of a GenBank genome assembly. Lineage: Eukaryota; Metazoa; Chordata; Actinopteri; Labriformes; Labridae.
GUGACGGCGAGCCCGAGCCUCUCUGACACUGCCGGGAAGAAGCAUCACGUACUGUGUACACGUGAGCCGUCAAGUUUCUGCCGUCGCUUUCCCUGCCCAUGUUUUCAUCCGAGCCCUGGUCCACGGCGCGAGGAGUAGUAGUGUCCGCGUGGCUUUGUGGGGGGAUACCACCACCACCACAGUAGGGGUUUGAUGACAACAAACUAAGACGAGAGACACCAUGGUGAAUAGCAUCUUCAUCUGCAUUUCCUGCUCAUAAACACAAGAUCUGAGAGCUGUACUGCCACUAAAGGGUCGACUUAAUGUAAGUGUGUGUGCUGUGAGUGAGGGGGGAUUACACUAACACACAGAUAACUGCUGCUCAGGACUGUAGUGGUCUUUAGUGAUUAAUCCAGCCUGUGUUUAUUUUCAAUCUUUGAGAUAUGAUGGGGAAAUGUGAGAUCACGCUGAUGCUCAAACUGUCAUCAUUAGGGAGCAAUAGUCACAUAAGAAAAACGGGCAAAUAGGGGGGCAAAAAGUAGUUUUUCAUUAUCAUUAUUAUUACUACCAUUAGUAGUAGUAGUAGUAGUAAACCCCUGCAACUCCAGUUAUUGUAAACAUGGAGAUGUUUGUGUUUUUGUGGCCUUUUCAAGCCAUCAGUAGGCAUCACUAUAACCCCUAAAAUAGCUGUAUUGUUGACUAUUAAGUCUACCUUUUUCAGUCAGGGACAGUUUUGUGGACUAAUAAUACAUGCAGUUGUCUACUUAACUUUUUUGUUUUUUUGUUGCAUUGUUUUUUUUCCUCAUCUCUGGGCCUCUUGUCUUAAAAAAACACUCCAGUACUUCCUCUUUUCUUUGCAUGUUUUAAUCAUGUCCACUCCUGCCUUGCAUGUUAAGUUUCAACCCUAAGGUAUGGCUUUAAUUAGGAUGAGUACAAGUUGUACUGUUCUUGCAUACAGAGCUCUACGCUCCCGCAUUCAAUGUAUGGUUCGCAGACUGAAAGUUCACAGCCAUAUGACAAACUUCACAUGAUAUGGGUAUCCGGGGCUGUAGGAGACGCACAAAACCUCCUUUCUUUCCUUCUUUAUGUCUUCCAUACUUAUUUCAAACUGCAGCGUUGGGCUUCAGUCACAUUGUGGCAUACUCAUAAACAGCCUGUUUGUUGUAGUGUAUGUUCUGGAGGAACUUAUUGUGCAGAUUUCUGUUAUGUGUCUCUGUUUGUGCCCCUGCAGCACAACUACCUUGGUUGUACUCUAUAUCUGUUUGUGUCAGUGUACGUCUUAGCAGGACCUGUUGUUCAGAUUACUGUUAUGUGUCUCUGUUUGUGCCCCUGCAGCACAGCUACCUCUGUUGUACCCUAUGUUUGUUUGUUUCAGUGUAUGUCUUAGCAGGAGACUAACCUUAUUGUGCAGGUUUCUAUUAUGCGGCUCUGUUUGUGUGACUGCCUAGUCUCUAUUGAAUCUCAAUAUUGACCAUUCUCCGGGCAGUCAAUCUGCACCCUUUACAGAGUCCUGGUCGACCUUGUCACAGAGCUUUGCUAUGGCAGGGAUCAGUGACAGUGUAUGGAUACACAGGCGGCUCAGAUGUCUGCUCUCAAGCUCUUGGGGCUGCUGGCAGGUCGUCUUUAAAUAGAUAAGCACUUAAGUUGUGUGCCAGCGAGGGGCCGUGACCCCUGAACAAGGUGAUUUCGCAAGUCUAUCUGCGUCUCAGAGGGUGAUUCAGCAAAACAAGACUGUCCUCUGAUAACUCUCACAGUGGAAGGAAAAAAGAUAAAAACAGGAAGGUUGUGUGUUUUUGUCAUUUUUCUUGCUUAGAGUCGAGAUAAAUGUCAGCGCUAAGUCGCUUUUUAAGAACUAGAAAAGAAAACAAGCUGGAGUCCAUCAUAUCCCAGACGAUUCUCAUAGAGUCUUGGAUCCGUUUGAUAAUGUAAAAUGUUUUUGCAGUGCUUGAACAGUGAGUGGAGAAUUAAUCUGCAACUGUUCUUGACAUAGGGCAAUUGCUGAAAUCAUUUUUAAAAUAGCACUCGAGAAAAUCAACGGUUCCUCUCCAUAUUUGAUCAAAUGUGCUCGCUCUAUCAUGUGCCCUUUGCAAACAUGCAUCAUGGAAAAUUUCAAGAACAUAUCAGGAGCUCUCGCUUGGAAAUUCUCCUGACUGCUGUUUACACAUCUCAACAGCAUGAAGUCUCCCCCGUCAGAUAAGGAGGGCAUGGGAACAGAAGUCAUGCUGUAAUGCUUUACAAUCAUAUUUAAGAUAACAACUACCGAUCCUUUGAUUCGAUUCUUCCGGAAGUUUUUGAUGUAACUAGAUAGUGUUAUCUGUGCUUUUAUUACCCUUUCAGCCACGAGAGGAUGUGUCUGAUCGUCAGUUGUAUUAGUAAUAGCAAUGAGGUUUCUUCGCGGCGCUACCAGGAAGCAGUGCAUACAUGCCUGUGUAAUUGUGUAUCUGCAGGAAGAGUCUGACAUGUACUCGUCAUUAAUCCGCUUUCCUGUUUUUGCUCCAUUAGGUCUGCCAUGUUUCCUGAUGCCUUGGAAGCAGCAGGGCGGGUGGAGGGCCUGCCUCUCUCCUCUCCACAACCUCUUCCCGAGCUCGAUGAAGAGGAUGCAGAGGCAUCGGCGGGGAGGGGGCUGAAGAGCAGAGGCCGCUACCGGCAGAGUCUGCAGCUUCUGAAGCCCUUUAGGAUAACACACAAGUAAACAAAACUAUUGAAGUUCAAAUAAGGUUUCUCUGUCUGUUAGAUAAAAGUGAGUGUAAGGCAGGACAGAUAUCAGUUUAAACAUACAUAAACACAAAAGUUUACAUUUGUUGUGUUUGCUGUGUACGAGGGGUAAGAGAAGAGCAGGAGGGUACGAUAAAGGCUGGGAACCUCUGGGAGCUUAUCCCCGAAGGACAGACAGCACAGUGUUUGAACAUAAGCCAACUGAUAAACUGCCCCUGAACUUCUUUUUUUCUUUUUCGCUGCUCUCUCAGAUUUCUGUUAAGAGUGUGCAAAUUGCUGUUCAAACACUAAGGGCAUGAUUCACCUUUCAUCAACUCUGGCAGGCCGAGGCGGCGUGUCUCGCUCGGAGGCCUUUGCUGACUCUUUCCCCCAACAUAGCACCUCCGUGUAUGCCUGCACUUUUAGACAUCUCACCCAUUUUCACAUCUUAUUUACUCUCUUCCAGGCACCAGCACCCAGUCGAUAACGCCGGCCUCUUCUCAUUUAUGACCCUUCACUGGCUCUCCCCGCUGGCAUGGAAGGCCUACAAGGCGUCCAGCUUGUCCAUAGAUGAUGUGUGGGGACUGUCUUGCCACGAAGCCUCUGAAACUAACUGCCAAAGGUGAGGUAACCGUGGCGCUUCUGAGGUUUAACUGAUGAAAGUGACCUUGGUGUUUGGAAAACUCGGUUUUGAGGCCUUGACACAGUGUCACUAGAAAACGGCAGAAAGUGUGAGACAUGACAUAAAAAGUUUGAAAUAGGGUGGUUAGGCCUCAUUUGCUGAGUUUGCAAGCACCUGCUUUCCUCUAAUAUAAGCAUUUAACCUUUGACAGAAAGCUUCUACUCAACAAUGUUUUUAUUAGUUUUAUACAAAUUAUACAAAGGAAACACAUUACAAACACCCCCUUUCCCCCAAAACCCUGUCGACUGCUGGAUAUUCCUAUUACUGUGCUUCAAUAACAAAUUCUGGAGCUAAAACUAAAAUAAUAAUGAAAAGAAAAAACAAGUAAGUGCUGGAAUUCGGGUUUUGUAGAUCUUGAAAUAUAUAAGUAAAAAGAUAUAUAUAAAGUAAAAAGAGAAUAAGUUAAAUGAACUACUGUACGUUAAGAGAAAUACAUAUGUAGACAAGUCGCUAAGAACUGAAAAAGUCCAUAAGAGAUAAGAAUUUGAAUUGUAUGAUUAUAAAACCUCACAGAUAUAUAUUUCAAAAAGAAAACAACUAGACGGAGAGUGCUUAUUCAAAAUGAUGAGAGUUUCUGAAUGUAGUCUAGAAAAGGUCCCCACAUCUUUUUGAAUUUUCUGUCAUUACCUGCAACCGAGUAACGAAUCUUCUCAAGGUCUAAACAAGACUUAAGGUCCAAAACACUGUUUUUAUAACCCUGUGUUAGCUAGUUAUAGACAUGCACUAAUAUCAGCAUUUAACCUUUGACAGAAAGCUGACAGGUUAUCAACUGAUUGCUCACAUGUCAAUCUAUUGAUUGAGUUUUUGCAUGUGAACGUGUGUUGUUUUUGUUUGUGAUGACUCCAGAUCUAUUCCUACCUAUCAUACUUGUGGAAUAUUGAAUCAGCUAAUGUGUAAUGAUUGCAGAUGGAUUUGUCAUGGGUGAAAUGUGGUGUGUUACGUUGACGUAUUGCUAAUGUUUUGCAACAUCAGCUUUGCUUGGCCUUUCCCCAUCAAAACUCGCCUCUGCUCAAAUACUUUCAGAAACCUCACCUUACAAAUGCAACAAAAGACAGCGGGGGCUAGUACCGCUGGAGAGAUCAUCUUGUUUUUUUUCCAUUGUGUGUGAUCCUGCGAGACAUCAGAUCUCAGAGACGUGACACAGAAACUGUCUGAUUCUUUGUUCAUCUGGAAAGUAGUGUACAGCCUGUUAGUCAGAGUUAACCAUACGAAGCAACUUUUCAUCACUGGAAAGACUCAGACAAAGUCUGGUGGAGCUUCGACAGUCAUGACAAGCCCUCUCAAGGCCCCUCGAGAGUCACUCUGUCUGGUCACCCUUUAUUGUAGCUGAACCCCAGGCUCUGUUACAAGAGGCUCUUGAUGUGUGUGGUUGUGGGGAAGUGUUAGUAUACUAUUCUGAUGCUGUGUUCGAGUUUCAAUCAGAGGAUAGAUUUCCUUUUGUUGAGUGUCCACCAUCAAGCAUCCCAAGCACAGAGGGUUGAAUGUGAUUGAAGAUGACUUGCUUUUACAACUCAAUAUGCCAUUAGCUGGUGUUGCUUAGCAAUGUAUAGGUUUUACUGUAAAACUUUAUACCAAGAAGACGACUUUCAGUUCUUUAACAGCUAUUUAAACCUUAGUUUAUGUGCAGUGUGGCUUCGUUGAUUUCCCAUUUUCACUGAGUGGCUUUAAUGGGUGCAGCCAUUGUUGUAUGUUGAUGGUAGAGCACUUCAUCAUAAGGCUGUGAAGUUUACAAGCUGAAACUUUAAAGCCAGGUGGACUUUGAUUGGAGAUUUUCCAUUUGAAAUCUGCCUUUAUCACAGGAGUAGGCCUAAGAUUUCCUCUAUUAAUCUGUCACAGAUGUUGGAAGGUCCAUUUCAGUUCACAUUAUUUUACUUACAGAGUUUUUAUGUCAAGUUAAGGCUAGUUUAUAAUUAGCCGUUCUGUAAACAAGCAAUGCAUUUUUAGUUUCCCACUUAGAGAGAUUAACCUGAGCUGAAUCUAAAAAGAAAAAUCCUCUUUGUUAAUAUUAUGCUGACAUUUUUUGUCCAUUCCGCUCUCAAGACAGAUGGCUAUACACCAAGAUUCUAGUCCUGCUCGGGGUUUCACUUUGCCACUACCUCCAAAUACUGCAAAGUGCAUGCUACUCAUUGGUGUUCAUGUUGAAUUUCUCUGAAAAAUACUACGACAAGUAGAGCCUCAACUGCUCCAUAUGGAUAUGUUCUUCCUCAGAGAAUACAUUUGGGAAUACUUUGAGUUUCCUGUGAAUAAAUCUUAUAACUGAGCUGUAAACCUGAAGCCUGAUAGACCACACACUGAUAAACAACAAACAGGGAAGGGAUCUCUUUAGUUUAUUUGUGGCAAUUCUGUUCCAAUGUACAUGAUACCAGUACGGACUUAAAUCACACCAACAUGGCAACCAACUUUAACUAAAUACUCUAUUUGUCUUUGUUUGAGUAAUAUUUCCAGAAAUAAGAUAAGAAUUCAGAGAUGACAUAGAAUGAGUAAUGGGUUUUUACACUUUGUUGGGAUACAUUGCUUCACCGUUUUCAGGAGUGUAAGACUAGAUAUAAAUUUUCCACUUGAUAUGAAGUGGUAUUUUGGAAAUUUAGUCCUGCUGUUAUGUCAUGUGGAAAAAACUUAAAGAAACAAAACAUAAUCCUUCGAGGUGAAAAGUCGUGUGUUUUUGUUUCAGGCGCCCCGGUGGAGCUUGUUGUUUUUAGCUCGUGUUCAGGUGAACUGAUCUGGACAAAGUGCUCCACUCUCACACCGCUGGAGCACUGGAGUAGUUUCUUCUGAAACGUAAAACCUUUGAAUGUAGUGAUCGUCAAACAUACUGCAGACAGGAAACAGGUGCGAGUCCAAGGUAGGAAUCUGUAACUCCCCCGCCACGUGGACAACAGACCAGGAUUUUAUGUCUGUGCUGUGGUGUGGGGGUUCUUUGCAAGGUGACUUCAUUGAUGAACAUCGAGUCUCUCUUUCCAAACACAGGGACACUGUGCCUGGAGGGAUGGCUGCUAAGAAUAGCAGGGAUUAGAGAUUACAGUGAGAGUUAGUGCCUGACUUGGAUGGUUAUGUCAUUAACUCCUCUACCUGGGACACACGGUGUCUCCUGUCACACUGAUUAGCUGUCAUUGACUGCAGCUAGCCUGCGACAGACUGACCGUGAGAUAAACAUCAUUGCUUUCUACCAGCCGCAGCAUGAGAAAUACCCUGUAGUAAUGCACUUAGACUAUGAAUGAACAAUAGACUUACAAUAAGGAUAUUAGAGGGUAUUUAGCUUCUACCAUGUGUUUAGAAAAGAAAAAAACAAUGCCUUUCCUAUUACUCACAUGCUGUCGAGUCAUGCUCAAUGAUUCUGCAAUAAAAAGGAGGGUCACUGUUUGAGGAAGGUCACUAUUAUCUUGUGACAACUGUGUGGGUUGUAAAUGACCGGUUCCUUUUAAAGGCUCUGGCUGUGGGCCUGGCGGUUCAGUGCUUCUGCUUUGUGUGUGCUAAAUAGCUUGCUGAAGGGAGGCAGCAUAGUGGCACAAAGCUAUCACGUUGGCACGGGUGGGCGAUGGUGUGCAUGAGAGCUGCAGAGUCUCUGGAGACAGGGGCAUGGAGUGGGGGUGGGAUUGGAGGGAUGGGGGGUGGGGGUCUUUAUUUUGUGUUUACUUAGCAAGAACAGUUAUGCAACCGGCAUGCAAAGCAGAGAUGGCGGCGAGUGAGGGAAUGGGAAAAGCACCCUGGGAGAGUUGACACUUGUUAGUGCUCAGUGAGGUGCGAACCUUGACUGCAAAGUCCUCGCCAACACACUCUCAAAACCUCAGCUUCCCUCGCCAUUUGGCAAAGUAGAACAGUGGCUGGUUGGAACAUUUCAGCUGUGUUUGAAAACAAAUGACGCCUUUUUCGAUCCAACACCGUUGCCCAGUUCCCCUCUGUUUGUUAGACAUUUAGAGAUGCGCUGAUAUGAUUGAUUUUUGACAUUUCUAAGGUUCUUAAAGGUGAUUGUUCAGGGUUAAAAUUAGGGCCUGACCGAUUUAUCAGCCAAUUUUAGCCCGUUUGAGACUAAUCGGUUAUCGGCCAAAAUUCAAAGGACUUAAGAUGCUAUUUGUCAUCUUAUUUAUGAAGAAAAAAUCUCUAAUCCUGCAUUUUCAGUAGCUACUGUGUUCAAAGGUCUUUGCCACUUUAAUUGUCCAUUGAUGAGAUUUAGCCAAACAAAUUUCAACACUCACUCUCAAGUCUCAUUUCUUCGACUCUGUACUUGCCCUUUCUUCUUCUGAGGUUACAAUUAUUUUGUACUUUCUGAGAUUUAGCACCAUUUGACUUCCAGUUGUAAUUAUUUGUCUGUUGAAGAGUCUAAUUGGUUUAAUGUUCUGUCUGUCCUCUCUGAUAGUUUUUUUUUUUUUUUUAAUAAAGUCAUUAGGGCGUAAAUUACUUUCUGCAGCUGCUCUGCUGCUGCAUUAUAGACUCAUUAGCACUGAUGCAUUCGGUCAAUGUGAUUUUUUACCGUCUUUCAAAGACAUUAUACAGAAAUAGAGGACAUUAGCACAUCUUUAAUACAUGUGUGGUAUUACCUUUCUCAAUCUAAUUAUGUAAUACAUCAUUCAUGCUGUAUACACUGUAGGUCACCUUUGCAAUAUUAUCAACCGUACAGCCUUAAUUUUUCUCCUGUGUAUUUCAGCUGCUAGACUGUGCAAAUAUAACUCUUGUUAUGCUUUUUGGCAGCUUGAUGAAUUGGAAGUGCAGCUCUGUUGUUUUAAGAAUAAUAAUACAAGUUUCCCCCCCCCCCUAUGAUAAUUUUGCCCUUCUAAAAUGCCAACUUUUACAUAUUCUUAAUUGGGACUAAAACCACUCUCAGCGUAGCACUCAUGUCGGUGUGAAGCAAGCUGGAAAAAAUCAGUUUGAGUUUCAACUGUUAGGGCUCAUCUUACAGCAAAUUAAAAAUGUAAUGAUGUUUGUUCAGCUGUCAUUUGAUAUGGGUCGUCGUUACUGUGCUGAGCUCUAGGUGUGUCUGCUUACAGGCUGGAAAUUCUGUGGCACAGUGAGCUGAAAAGACGAGGGCGUGAAGGAGCAUCCCUGACAAGAGUCUUCUGGAGGUUCUGCCAAACCCGCAUGCUGGUGGCCAUCUUUUCUCUCCUCCUUACAAUGGUGGCAGGCUUUGUUGGGCCCGUGAGUACAGUCCAAAUCCUCCUCUCAUUUUAUUAUUAUCCUAAUUCUGCUGAUGAGGCUAACAUGCCUCUGUGCACAGUCACCGGCUUGUAGUCCAAAGUCUGCGUGUAUUCUCUGGAAAGCGCUUUAUCCAGUUUCACGCUGGUGUGGAAUUGAAAUAAAACCAAACUGAGAGAUUACACAGCUUUGGAUAGUGGAGCCCUUAUUAAUACUGAGGGCUAUGUGGCUUGUUCCUGCUCAUGCUUUGGUCAAGAAACCUGCUGAUUUGUUUUUGCUUUGCCAAAAAAGAUCUGAAAGGAUUUUUCUAAACCUCUUUUUUAAAUCUUUCUUUGAUGCCAAAAUGUGAUAUUUGAUAUUCAUGAUACGGUCCCAUUGUUCGUUGAGCUUUUUAUUUUCAUGUGAUGUUUUGUGUUGACUGUGUGCCUGCUACUGACCUCAACUAAUAGCAUUAAGUGGAUUUAGUUCUUACACAAGAGUGCAUGAGUCUCACACUGCCAACUCAUUGACAACAUUCACAGAGGAAGGUGUGAUGUGCACGUUCUCUCUCUGCAGUUUAAUGAACUUUAUACAUGUUUGCUUCUCUAUCUCAUCACCAUCAGAGCUGUGCAGUUUAAUAAACCCUCUCAUCUUUUACUUCUUCUUCUGCUUCUCCCUCAUUUCACUUUUCCCUUUUCUCACCAUCACUACUGUUCUGAUCUCUAUCACUGGCAUUUCCUGAACCCCUCUCCCUUUCAUCGCCUUGUUUGUCUCCCCCAUUCUGCCUCAUAUUUUCCUCUGCUCGUUUUCAUUCUGUUACUAUUUCUCCUCUUCCUCAGGCUCUCAUGGUGCGAGCCCUGCUGGAGUAUUCGCAAACCCCAGAGAGCCAUGUGCUGUACGGCCUCUCCCUGGUAGCGGGGAUCUUCCUCAUGGAGUUGAUGCGCUCCUGGUCUCUGGCACUCAUGUGGGCCGUUAACUACCGCACUGCAGCACGCCUCAGAGGGGCCGCUCUUACUUUUGCCUUCAAUAAGAUUCUCCGCCUACGCAGCACUAAAGACAUCAGUCCAGGAGAGGUAAGUUACGUAACCCCUUUGGGGACUCAACCCAAAAUUAACUAAAUCAUCCCCCACUGUAGGGAGCCACAGGCAGACAAUUGAGAUGGAUUUAAUCUCUGAUGGUACACCACUCUUGUUUAGCUCUUGGUAAAUCCCUAUGCUUGAUAGUGGGGGGGCUGCAUAUGAUUAGUUAUUACACAGAUUAAGAUGAAUUAUUGUUGCAGGAGCCAUAAUGUCGCUUUGCUUGUCAGUUAUCCUGUGUUCAGUUACUUCUGUCUGGUCUCUGUUGGUUUCGCUGGGUUUGGGUCACGUGGGCAUUGUGUUUGAAAGCCAGUAAGUGAUAUAAGGGGCGGUCUCACCUGCGCUGGGGUGGAGAGGUGAGGCUAGUUAGCCAUAACUUUUCUUGAUACACGUCGCAAUGUGUACACAUAUGACAGGAGGAUAUGCGCGUGUAAUCACUGGCGAUUAUAGAAGCGUUUUUCUGUUAUUAAAGCCCCAAAAACUUCGAUGAACUGUGGGUGCUUCUUUGGAACAGCAGCAGCGUGUCACACAAAUACACAGGACCUAGUCUCUGCCUCAAGCGACUUUUUACAGGAACUAGGAAAGACGCAAUAAUUGUCCACAAGUAAUGGGGGAAUACAGACAUUUAAAUUUGCUCCAAUAAUUUAAGAAGUGAGGUUUCAGUAUAUUUGGCCCAGAUUCAAACAUAAACUCUAUUAUGUCUCCCCAGCUGAUCAACAUCUGCUCAGGUGAUGGCCAGCGGCUGUAUGAAGCUGUGUCUGUGGGCUGCCUGCUGGCCGGCGGCCCUUUGGUGGGAAUACUGGGUCUGUCCUACACUGCAUUCUUCCUGGGCCCCACUGCUCUGAUGGGGUCAACCAUUUUCAUCCUCUUCUACCCUGUGAUGGUACGUCCCCAGCAACAUCUGAAACAACAGAGCGAAGGAUUAAACUCUAUUCCACCAUAAUUACUCAGGCUUUUGAGCAGUAAUAUUAAAAAUAUAUAUAUUUAAAUAUACAGUAAGUAACAAAAUGAUAAAUUAAGCUAAUUAAAAAACACACACAAAGACACAGAACUGUCAGUGUUUUUAUUAACCUUAAGUGAGAAUCCCUGGCAUCGUUUAAUUACAGUUUGAUACCGAAUAAUGAUCAUUCUCUUUAUAGUAGUGACAAGUAAUUAAAUAACACUAAUAGUUUAAAGUUUUACUCAGUUAUGCAGCUGCUAAUACUGUAGAAAUUUUUUGAAUGUUUUGUGCAAACUUGAUAACUCAAGAGAUGAUUGUUGAGUCAUUGUUAAAAAAAAGACAUGAGCUCUUAUUGCAUAAACAUCUUUGAGGAAUACAAACGGCACUUUUUAAAGGCGUCAUAACUCUUCAGCUAUCAAUCGCCUGUCAGCUUUGUCGCUGUUAUUUUCAAAUUACACUCAGUCUAAUGGAGAGGCUGACAGCCAUGGACCCUGCUGUUGAUGUGAGAGGCAUUUAUCACUCUGCUCCCCCGGACGGCUCUGCAGCAAACCUAAUGUGAUUGUGUCUGCUUUCAUUUCCUCUCAUGCCACUUAUUCCUCUUGUCAUCAUUUCCUCUCUGUCUCCCCGUCUGGACAGAUGCUGGCAUCAAGGCUGACUGCAUAUUUUCGCAAAAAGUGCGUGGUGGUGACCGACCGGCGCGUGAGGCUGAUGAACGAGAUCUUGGGCUGCAUAAAGUUCAUCAAGAUGUACUGUUGGGAAGAUGCGUUUGCACAGAAUAUUCAUAGUGAGUGUCUUAUACAACAAAACUGCUCACGUUGAUGCUCAUUACAGGCUGAAUUCAACAAGAUGCUGACUUAAUGCUAAAUGCUCUUAUUAAGCUUUUAAUUUCCAACGCAUGAGAAUUAAGGGGUCACCUCAUUUGAAUACCUGUCACCGCUGCAAAUGACUUCCUAAUUGGUCAGUUUAUCAACAGACAUUAGGCUUAUCCUUUUGGUGAACUAGCAAGAUAACCCUGACCUCAAAUCCAUUUUCAUUAGCUCGCUGCAUUAAAGUAAGUCCGUGUGCCAUCCCUUAUAAUCAAGGCCAGUUUGAAUCCCUCAGCUUCAAGGUUAAUUUUCCAGGUGUUUGGGGCCUUAUGAUACCUCGAAUGGCUGUCAAGGCUGUUCAACUUAUCCAUGAAUUAGUGAUGACUUUUUCUCACAAGGGCCUAUCUGUAGGUUGCGGAUAAGGAUCAUUUUCCCCUUUUAAUCAUGCUUUAAAUUAGUCAGGCGGGGCUCAUUCUCAUUGCUACCCCUUUGAUUACCUGUUAUAAUGGUAAUUAAUUGGUAUUCAACUCAAUGCCCAAUGAGUCUUGAGAGUUACAGUGCCUUUCUCUUCAAUUAGCAGUCUUGUUUAAUUGACAACUGCAGGAUUUUAUGCCCUGAAGCACGCCACUUCAGCUUUGUAAUCCAGGCAGAAACAUGCGUACCAUCCAGAGCAAACUCCCAUGGAGAAUAACAUGUGCAAGGAGGAUGGGGUCCUUUUAUUUCAAACACAGUGCUGCUGGGGCUAAAUUAAACAUGCACAAGCCUUUUUGUUCCAGUACUUGCACUCAGUGAACUUGAUGAAUAAAGCAGCACGCAUGAGAUACAAAUGUGGAGGAAGGAGAGGGCAAGGAUUGGUGCAUUACACUUGGACGGUUAUCAGGUUCAGGAGGUUUUCAAGCCUCUUUCAUACCAUGUAUGGCUGUGGGGCCCCUUGUGCUGCCUCUGGUAUCUAUUCCUGUCCCCUCUUGGCGUGUUUGUUAUGGACUCUUAUGGUGCUGUUGAUUGGAUGUUCACUAGACUAGAGGACCCUCAGGGAACCCUCACUUUAUUUUCUGUCUGUAUCUGCUCAUCUUUGACUUGUGUUUUAUAUCACCCGUCCCUCUCUUGUGUCUCUUUAACAGAGGUGCGAUCAGAAGAGAGGGGGAUAUUGGAGAAAGCCGGGGUCGUCCAGAGCCUCACAGUGGGCGUGGCUCCCAUUGUUGUGGUGAUAGCAAGCGCAUGCACUUUUACCCUGCAUAUGGCUCUAGGUUAUGACCUGACUGCAGCUGAGGUAUUUAGAAACUUGAACCUGUACAAAUGUAUUAAAUUUAGAUUUUGUUUAUGAUCACUUUGAACACGUCUAUUAAAUUAAGUUGAAAUUACAAUGUAUUUAUUUUCAUUAUAACCUUUCUAAUAAACACGGGGAGCACUUUUUUGAAAUAGAAACACAGUAUAUGAAUCAAGUAAUAUUUUACAGUUGAUUACUGUUAAUUGAGAGCUCCUCUUGCUGUUAGGUGCUUGGAUAUAUCUUUAUUUGUAGCCACAGAUGAAAGAAAGUUUCUAACUAUCUCCUCUGCACAUCUUACCUCAGGCUUUCACCGUGGUUGCAGUUUUCAACUCUAUGACCUUUGCCCUAAAAGUUACACCGCUGGCUGUGAGGGCGCUGUCAGAGGGUGCUGUCGCAGUCAAAAGGUUUCAGGUGAGAACAUCAACUUCUCGUGAUUACAACAAAAGGAUUCACGUUGAUAUUUCUGCAAUUAAACGUAUAAAAACUAUGAGACAAACAUGAAGCGCUGCUUUAAAGUGUUUAUUUGGAUGUUGUCUCAAAUGUUUCUAGCAAUGUCCAAACCCAGUGAGAAUUUCAUUUCAACUCAAGGCACCAAUUAGUUUUAAUUACAGAGAAAACCUCAGAUGAUACAUCAGAUUUAGGGAAGAACUUCAACUGCAGCUAUUUCAAAAGAAUAACAUGACAUGCAAUAGUAUCACUAAAGCUUGAUUUUCACUUUCUGUGUGUGUCAUGAAAGAUGGGCGUUUUUAGACAGCUUAUGUAACAGAAAAAAACCCUCAGUAAGAUACUUUACAUCCUUAGAAACCUCGAGUUUGACACACAACAAAAAAGGAUCUAUGACCAACUGUCAGCCUAUAUAAGCAGUAUAUUUGUGUAUGUAUGUAUGUGAGAUCAUAUGUACUAAAGUAGGCAGGAGACUAUGUUUACAGUACGCCACCGGCCCAGCAGGUUUUACCUGGCUCAGAGCCAAUUAAAACCUGCUCCUGCUGCUUCUUAAAACAGACCUGUCCAAACCACAUAGUGACAUUAUCGACGCAAUGUAUUUCACAAACAUGGCAAAAGUCACAUGCUCGUGAGAGGCGGUUUCACAGAGCCAGCUGGGGUUAAGUAAGCAAGCACCUCUCCAAGGGUACACCAAAAGGCCGGAGAUAUUUCAUGUUUCUCUGCCUCAUGCAGCACAUAAUAAUCUAAGACUGGAGUCUAUCUUUAUACAGAGGUGUGUGUGCAUUAGCACUGCUGCAGACGUCAUGACAUAUCACAGCUUAAAGUGUUUUCUGUUGCUUCAGCAUAAGUGGACAGAAAGGGAAAUCUUUUUUUUCAUACAAUAACCACUUUUCUGAAUUUCGUCAAGUUGCUUAUUAUCAAACUUCGUUAAAAGUAAACAUGCAUUUACUGACCCACAGUAUCUGUCUCCACAGAGGCUCUUCAUGAUGGAUGACAGAGAGGUCGUUUCGGCUAAAAUGGACGACCCCAGCAAUGCAGUGGAAUUUCAGGACGCCACGCUAGCCUGGGAAAAAGCUCGGACCCCGGCUGCAAAGCCCAGCCAGGCCCCCAAAAAGGGAAGAGGAAUGAAGCGUGUGCUGCGUAGAGAAAAGCUCAGCCUUUACAUCUCCACUGACGAUGGCAAAGGAAACAAAGAAAGUCCCACGGCGCAAAGCCUUCUCACAAAUAUGGAGCAGGAGAGUCCACAAAGCACCAUCUCCUCUACACAGAGCAUACGACCUCCAUUGCACAAGACCCUGCACCGCAUUGACCUGCGGAUCAAGACGGUAACAACAGAAACGCAUACAUUAAACGGAUCAAAGAGACUUUUAUUCAAGGUGUUGCUUGCUUUAAGCCCCCAACCCCUUUCUGCUUUGCUAGGGUUCACUGGUUGGAAUCUGUGGAGGUGUUGGGAGUGGAAAAAGCUCUCUUCUGUCUGCUCUACUGGGUCAGGUGAGAUUUAAUGGGGAUGUUCAGCCAGAUUUCUCAGUUUAAGUUGGCUUCUCAUGCAGCACAGACAUGAAUUAGGAGAACUUCAGUCCUUUGUGACCUAUCAUUCAUACAUAAAGCCAAGCAGCAUAUUGAAAAGGAUAAAACCAGGUGUAUUCUGCUUAAAAACUUCCUCUUUUUGUGCAGAUGACCCUCCUGGAAGGAAAUGUUACUGCUAGCGGCGGCUUCGCGUACGUGUCACAACAAGCCUGGAUCCUCAAUCACUCACUUAAAGAGAACAUCCUUUUUGGAAAUGAGUUCAACCAAGACAGGUAGGAUUAAAUACUGAAUAAUUAAAAACACAAGCAAUUAUGGUUGAUUCAUUUGAGGUGAAUUAUGCCCUGAUUAAACACCUCCCCCUCUUUAUGUUCCCUUGACAGAUACAACACUGUCCUGGAGGCCUGCUGUCUUCUUCCAGAUCUGGCCGAGCUCCCAUAUGGAGACAUGACUGAGGUACGUGAGCAAAAAAUUAACUUGAUUGAGCACAGAGGGAUGUUUUCAUCAUUCACCGACACAUGCCUAUCAGAUACAUUUGUACUAAAUGCAUACCUGCAUGCAUAGUACACAUGCCAGAGUUGUUUUUUAUGUGAGAGUCAGAUUCUAGGCCAAAGUAUCUACAUCUUGGAUCAGAUAAAAGCACAAACACAUUUAACCGGUUGUGUAGGUAAUUGUGCAGGCUUUGCAUUUAGUCUCUGUUAAAGUCUGUGUCUGCUGCGGGAGACCGGUAAUUUAUGUGAUUUGAGCAUGUUUUCUUAUUCUGAUGGAGACAGCAUGAUGCAGAAACGCUGAAAAAAAGAAGAGCAUCAACUGAAUACUGAAUUACAAAUAAUAUUAAACAGAAAAUCUGGGUCAGUCCGCUUCUCAUGAAUAUUAUUCCUCCAAGAAAAAGUUUAUGUAACUGAUUUCUUGCUGCUGAGGGAAACCAAAGUAUCUCUGUAUCUCUUUUAGAUCGGAGAGAGGGGUGCCAAUCUGAGCGGAGGGCAGCGUCAGAGAGUGAGCCUGGCUCGUGCUCUCUACAGCGAGCGGCCCAUACUCCUCCUGGAUGAUCCUCUGAGUGCUGUUGACGCUUGUGUGGGCUCCCAUGUCUUCCAUAAAGCCAUAAGAGGUGUCGCUAAGGGCAAGACGGUGCUCUUUGUUACCCACCAGCUGCAGGUAAGAGUCUGUUAGUUUCCACUUAAAUGUGAACCCACCUCUUAUAAUAAAUCAUAAGCACAUUUAGAAAUCCUCAAUGCCUCUUUACUCCAGUCAGUAUUUUACCUCUUCAGCGACAAAAACAGAGUCGCUCCUAAAGCAACACGAUCGAAGUUCAACGCUCUUAAUGUCUGCUAAGUGUCCGGAACUAUUUCAACUCAGUUAUUUGUCUAUUUCUUUUCAGUAUCUGCCAGAGUGCGACAAUGUAAUUCUCAUGAAGGAUGGGCAGAUUUCCGAGUCCGGCACUCAUUCUCAGCUAAUGGCCAAAGAGCGUGACUAUGCCACCGUUUUCAACAGCAUGCAACAGGAGGUAAGCUUGGGGCGCACAAGGCACCAGGCCAGCUCAUUUGAAUAAGGCAUCUUUACCCCUUCUACACAAUAACAGUGAGCUUUACGAGCUGAAUAAUUCAUCAGCCCCGACAGGAAGGCCCAAUGGCUUCGAAAUGUUAAUGCAUACAUGGCCUUUCAUUAUUUAAGUGUGCAUUGAUUUACUGGUGGGCCGCUGAUGACCCUGUCACAGAUAUCUCUGUUUGUAUGCCUCGCAGGAUGUUGCUGCGGCUGCUGCGAGACGAUGCGUUUCACUUUCUUCUUUCUCUCUCUCCUUCUUUUGUGUAGAAUAUGGUCAAAGAGAAUUUAAAGAACAAACAGAAAAGUGGGGGAACAGAGAAGACGGACGCCGCCGUGCCUGUCGCCAAGUUCGUAUCAAAGGUGGAGAACGCCAAAGGAAGUGAGGGACUCUUUUACUUUUCAUGCUUCACAUCUAAAAUAAAUGCUUACCGCUUUGAUUCUCUGAGAACUGUUCACAAGCAACUUCUUCUUGGCUCGUCUUUUAUUCAGAACAACUGAUGAAAGCUGAAGAGAAAGGCUCUGGUGCAGUUGCCUGGUCUGUGUAUGGCGCCUACAUCAAAGCGGCAGGAGGUCCAGUCAUCUUUAUCAUCAACAUCUUCCUCUUCCUCGCCACCACAGGCAGUAUAGCCUUUAGUAACUGGUGGCUGAGCCAUUGGAUCAGGCAGGGCAGUGGGGUGAGUUAAAAGAUGAUCCUACUGAUAAUAGACAGCUCUUGGUGUGUUUGGCUCCCAGCAGAAUUAUAACUCCUGUUCUUCGGUGAGUUGUUGGAGCCGGCUGAUCAUUAAUUUGAGUGUGCAUGAUUAAAAAAGUAACGGCACCACGGUAAAGUUAAUUAAAAACAAGCAGAAGCAGUGAAGAAACAGAUGUGCAGCAAAGCAGGCGCUGGCUGCUGCUGAAAAAUGUGCCUGGAAUAGUAAACACCAUCGUGCUGACUGAUUUUUGGUGCUCUUUGUGUGCCUAAGUGUGCUUUUCUCAGUUUCAUUAGAAGCGAAAUUCAUCUGUAUCGGGGGAAAGAUUUGAUUUUUCUCUCCGUCUUUGUAAUUUGUUUGCUCCAUCUGCCCUCAGAACACAUCAUUAAUCUCGGUGAACGAAACAAUGGCAAGCAACAGCAUGAGACUCAACCCGCACAUUCAGUACUACUCUGCUGUUUACAUCGGUUCCAUGGGAGCUGCUUUACUGCUGAAGACAAUGAGAGGCCUAGUGUUUAUUAAGGUAAGCCUCCUUUACUCCUCACCUCAGGAAACCCUGCCCUCUCUAUCUCCCUCUCACAUGUUCUGUCUCCCUAAUCUUAAUGAACUUUAAAAGGGGUCGGGGUGUUUUGAGGGAACGUAAAAACUUGAUGUAUAAACUCUGUACAGUCGAGCAGUGACCCUGCCUAAUUGCCUUUAUUGUCAUUUGUUCAUGCUCUCAUGGUUUUAUGCUCUAAUUGAAAAUGCCUGUGGGCCAAAUCCAUUUAUCUGUCCUUAGCCAUGUCUCACAGCUUUUAAUCCAUCGCACGCUGUGUUUGUGUAUGUGUGUGCAGAAGAACCAGAGAGAAAAAAAGCGAAAGAGAAGAUUUGUGUGUACGUGUGUGUGAGCGUGGGCAUGUCAGUGCCCCUUUGGCUCCUCUUUUUUUAAAGCUAACCCACCCUGACAUGAGGCAAUGCAGAGGUCAGGUCCCCACGAUAAUGUGUGCCACUUGAAAUUGCAAAUUUUUUCAAAGAUGGCUGAUCUUUUUUUACCCCUUGCUGUGAGGAGAUCUCUGGGAGUGUUGAAUAUUCCAUUAAUAAAAUUAAUUUGUCCUCUGCUGCCACAUGUAAUUUCUGUUCAAUUUGAGAAAUGUCACUUGCUCAUUAGGUCAUGACCUUUAUGUCAGCCUUCCAGAAACUCAUUACAAAUGAAAUUUUGACAGUUUGUCUCGUGUGGAAAUGAUAAAAGAAUUUUCCACAGUGAAGCAUAUGGUAUAGUAGCAUUUACUGCCCUGCAGACGCUGCUGUUUUUAUCUAUUCUGUGUCUUCCUGCUUUCAGUCUGAGCGCUCUGACAGACUUUUUCUUCCAAAGCUGUGUGUUUAUCCGUGCCUUGACUCUUUCCCUAUGUUUCUCCAAGUUGUUUGUUUACAUGCGUCACGUCUCAUGUUCAAACACGGCUGUUGUUUGUGUUGACAGUCCACGGUGAAGGCCGCCUCUGUGCUCCACGACAAGCUGUUCCGCCGGCUCCUGCUCAGCCCCAUGCACUUCUUUGAUACAACACCUCUGGGCCGCAUCCUGACCCGCUUCUCCAGAGACAUGGACGAGGGUGAGGCUUGAUUCGUGUUGACUGAGAUUCUUUCCCCCAAGAGAGCUCUCAGUCAGUGAAGUCACCACGUUUGACAAGGUGUAGUGCUGGAAAACGGAGUGUUUUUACAUGGAGUUUGUUGCCUGAGGGAGUGGCCUUGUGUUAUCCACUUCACUGGUGUCUUUGUUUGACAAGUUGAUUUGUGGUUUGCUGUGUUUUUUUUUCUGGAUGGUUGCUUUUUGUUUCUUUGAGUUCUAUUUCUGUAUGCGCCUUUGUUGCUCUCUCUCUCUUUUGGGGCUAAAAAAACAAUACUUUGGGGCGCACAAAGAGAAUAUUUUCCUCACAGACACAUAGACAGUUAGAUCCGAGCUAUACAGGGUUUCUGAUGUUAAAUAUGUCUUGUUUCCACAGUUGACGUGCGUCUCACUAUGCAAGCUGAAAUGCUGCUGCAGAACCUGACUCUAGUGUUGUUUUGCUUGGGGAUGGUGGGCAUCGUCUUCCCCUGGUUUCUGAUCUCCAUCUUUCCACUGGGAGUCUUCCUCUGUGUCGUCAACCGAGUCUCAAGGUCAGACUCUCUUUACUCUUGAAACUUAUAAAAGCUUGUGUGCACAUUGCACACCAUUCUCCAAACUACAGAUAAGCAACACAUGUUUAUAUCCCUUUAGGAAACUGAUCACUACAUUAGGUGACAAAGAAACAUCCUAACAAACCAGUAGAUACACCUGGCUUUUGGGUAAACAUGGGUAGCAUGGCAGUUAACAAUUGCCUGCAGACAUGGAGCAAUAUUUGCAUUCCUUCAGAGUUGCAGCAAAGUAAGCACUUAGUCUGCAUUAGUUCCUUAUUGAGUCUCUGUCUUGCAAACACUCAAAGCACAAAACAGCAGACACAAAACAUAUCAAAAUUGAAAAUGUCAUCAUAUUAAUGUUCAAUAACUGAGACAUUUAACUCCACAAGAACUAACAGGUUUUAAUGCUGAAUUUUAGCAUGACUCAGUUAGCCUACCUCAGAAGUUGGAUGUCAGAGCUGGGAAUGAUGCUACACCCGAGAUAACGGCGUUCCAGUAAACAAGCCGGAGAACCAAGAUGGACGCCUACAGUUACUCGUUGUUGGCUGUUAACAUUUGUCAGCUGUCGUUAGCCAUUGUCAGUCGCUGUUACAAGUUGUCAGCUGUUGUUAGCCGUUGUCAGCGGUUGUUUGCGAUACCAGUUGUAAACAACGCAUAACACAGUGUUUUCUUACAGUAUUUUAUUUAUGUAAAUUUACAAAAAGAAAACCGAAGUGCUAAUAAAUAAUACACUGCGAGAGCUUUCACUGUCACUCAACUGUUAUCUCGGAGACGUUGUCGUCGAGUCGGAGUUGUGCUGCGUUCCAGUUGUACUCGGAAAUCGGGAUUUCCGAGCUCCGAGUCCAAAAUGUAUCUGUAACGCCCCCCUGAAGUCGGAUUUCCGACUCGAAAAGUCUGACGAUCCUGACCAACCCCGAUUUGACGACAACGUCAUAAUUUAAGAUGGUAGUGCAGUGCAUCAACAGUAAAUAGUAACGGUGAAUGCUGUCGUAAUGUUAGCACUUCUGUUUUGUUUUUGUGAAAUCAAAUAAGUGGUAUAGAUGUGGUACUGCCCAACGUCUAACUGUGAACACGGUGCCAUGGUGUAGGUAGAGUAAAAUACUGGCGUUAUGCGUUGUUUACAACCGGUAUAGCUAUCAAGAACGAACGACCGCUGACAACCGCUAACAACAGACAGUUGUUAACAGCAGCUUUCAACUAGCCUGGCUAGCUAACAACGGGUAACUGCAGUCGUCAAUCUUGGUUUUCCGACUUGUUUACUGGAACGCCGUCAACUCGGGUGUAACGUCAUACCCUGCUCCGACAUCCAACUUCCGAGCUAACUGGAACGCAGCAUUGGUGAGGAUCGUCCGACUUUCUGAGUUGGAAAUCUGACCUCAGGGGUGCGUUCCAGAUGAAUUACCAACUCGGAAAGCUCGGAAAUUCUGACUUCCCAGUACAACUGGAACGCAGCAUAAUAAUAAUAAUAAUAAUAUAUAAAGUAAUAAAACCUUUAUUGCUUUUAUCUAGCGGCGAUGCAAAGCAUAGUGCCAUGUGCAUGUGGAAAUAUUAAUAGAGUUAGUAAUGGAGACAGUUAAGCUCUACAUACAUACAAAACAGAAACAAAGACAAAAUUGUUCAUUUCUUAUCUUAUUUUUUUAUACCGUUUUAAAAUUUCACAGCAUCCUGUUUGAAGGGAUAAUAGUCUACAGAGAGUAUAAAGCAAAUGUAAUGUCAUAAAAUAUUCACCUGUUACAGGCUUGAAGUCUCUAAAUAGCUGCAAGGUCGGAGAGUUAUUUUCUUUCUGUUUUUCACUUUUCUGUCUGAUUUCUGUGCGCAGGUUAGAUGUUUUGUACAGCAUAAUAUUUAUAGUUGAUUAAAUAUUAAACCAAAAAAGUGUAAGAACAAAAGAGUGUAUCAAAAAGACUCUCAUGUUCUGAGUUUAAAUAGCUUGUGAAGUAAAGCUACCGUGAAGAGAAGAGGUAUCGCUUUGUCCACAAAUUGCAAAUUUAUUCUGUUUUGGAUUGUAACAGAAAAAAUGUACAGGUUAAUUACAGUAAAGCAGUUCAGAGAUGAUCUUUGUGAUCAGUCACUGACCUCAUUUUUAUCCCCGUCACUUUGUUGAAUCUUUAAGGAGAAGUCAGUUUGACCUACAGACACUGCUUUGCUCAUUAUCUGCGGUUUUGCCCACAAUGUUCAACAAAUGGGAAUCUGCUGAGGAGGAAAACAGCUUCCUGGUGUCAUGAGAAAUAAUCACAGUAUCGUGUUAUUUCCUCUUUCUGAGAGAAAAUGAAGGAUGUGAAUCUCAAGCUUUUUGUUUCUGCUGGUGUUGAUCAAAAAAUAUAAAAAACAAAAACAAAAAAAUGUGGUUUGUGGCUUUAUAUCAGAGGCAAUUCCAAAGUGCAUGAAAAUUGUGAUCUGAAAACAUAUUUAUCUUGGAAAGCUGAUUUCUUUUGAGGGGUAAAGAAGUGGAGUCUCAGUCCACAAACCACACGCUGCUUUCCCUCCCUGUCCGUUGAUAUGGAUCACUUCAUUCCCGUCUCUGUAUAAACCGGCAUUUUUAUGUCUUAAAUGCAUUCUGAUUCCAGUUUGUCUCUUACGGGGUGAAUUUAACUUCAAAAUAUCUACACCUACCUUUCAGCGACUCUUGAUUUGCAGGCAAUUCAUGUUGAAUUAAAGUUGAAGUAUUUAGCACUUGAGAAACCAAAGGGAAGUAGAUGGCUCUCAUCUGUGGUGAUCACCCUUGGCAACACUUAAAAAGGUUAAAAAAAACUUUACUUUCAGAGCUAUGACAUCUCAGAAUAUGUAUGUUACAUCAAACUGGAUCUCCAGUUAAAAUUACCGUCUUCUAAAGCCGACUUUAUUGAAGUCUGAAAUGAAACGCCCAGGGCAUAAACAUGUUUGUCUGGAUCACAGCCCUGAAGUAAGGAAGUGUCAUGUUCUCUCCGUCUCUCUCCCUUUCCCUCUUCUCUCUGUGCUUUUUAUGAGAAAACCAAAUGAAUCAUGGGAGACUUGUAAUUCACAGGCACCAUCCAUUCCAGCCUCCUGUCUAAAAGCAGAAAGAAACUCCAGCCUUUGUCAAUAAACCUCUCUCGCUCAUACUGCCACGUAGUUGGCGAGUCUGGUCCCAGGCUACCAGUCGUCUGGUUGUCAGCGUGUGAGGAUGCUCAUAAUAAUACACAAUAUGAAUCAGACGGAGAGACAGGACUAGUGCUGUGUCUGGGAAGUUCUCUCAACCAGGGCCUUCGUAAAAUUCAUGUCAUAAAAGACUUAAAGUUCUUUCUCCUCUCACAUAGUUCAGCUCAGCAUUACUCAGUAUAACUUAUUAGAAAGUAUCUUCACUGAAAUGUGUCUGCACCUGUAUCCUGACAUUUUCUUUCAAGUGAAGCAUGUAUAAGUUGAGGUUUUCUAAUUGUAAGGUGCUGUAAGUAAACUUAAAAUUUCUACAAUCAUACUGAGCUCAAACAAACAACUCAGGGUUGUAAAACCAUUACUGGAUUAAGUUUGGUUUGACCAUUUUUAAAGGUGUCAAACCAAACAUUCAGAAUUAAUGUGAAUAUAUCCAUUGUUAGGUUCAUAUUUAAGUUAUGUAAGCACUAUAUGUGGUUUGUAAAUAUUUAAAAACUGUGUGUAUUUUAUUUAAAUGAAAUAAAAUGAAACAAAAAUGUUCAAACAUUCUCCCGGGUAAUACAAAUAGUUGAUGUAUUCAUAUGAAAUUAAUACAGAGGAAAGUUCAGAGUUAAAUAUUCCCUUUCUGUUUGCAGAGUUCUUAUUCGUGAGCUGAAGCGCCUGGAAAAUAUCAGCCAAUCACCGUUCACCUCUCACAUCACCAGCAGUCUGCAGGGACUCUCCACAAUCCACGCCUAUGGAAGGGGGCAAGAUUUCCUCCAAAGGUGAGCAGAGUGAUGUCUGUCAGGAGAUGGAGGUCAUUAAAGUUUAAUUUUAUCCUAUCUCUUGAUGUGGUUUUUCAGUGUACUCCAAGGCUGGUAAAUAAACCAAACCUCAUAUCCGAGCGUUUCCCUCGAGGUCCUCUUAUUUCUGCUCCGUCUGAUGGAGGUUUAUUUCUUUUCUUCCAGAUAUCAGGAAUUACUCGACACCAACCAGGCCUCCAACUACCUCUUCAGUUGUGCGAUGCGCUGGAUGGCUGUCCGUCUGGACCUCAUCAGCAUCUCACUUAUUACAGCUGUAGCACUUCUUAUCAUCUUCAUGCACAAUCAGAUACCUCCAGCCUACGCAGGCCUGGCCAUAUCGUAUGCAGUGCAGGUUUGUAAACAUGUACUAACACAGAAGGUGUAGAGACACCUGUCGCUGCGACAAAAAAAGAAUAGCUUGAAGAUCCAGAUGGGAUAGGAUCCAAUAUAACAAGACAAAAUUACCCUUUGGUUAGAAAUUUAAAGUGGCCCGGUCCAGCCUGAGGCCUUUCUCAUUUAUUCAUUUGUUUAUAUGUCCACUGUUAAAGUGUUUUUUUCUACUAAAGCUCUACUCGGCCUGGUGUUGCUAAUUGUUUUGCGGGGCUUUGUUUUAAUUAUACUGUUAUUUUCAGUGGUUUAAUUUGCUGUGUAUUUGUUUCGCUUCAAGCCCAUAAGGUAUCACCUGGUGCUGUUUAGACCUCUGGAAGUUUCUGCAAAUUCCUCAGGGUGACUCACAACUAAGUUCUCAUAACCAACACUGUCUGAUUCUCUGCAUUGCCAUUGUUUACAUGAUGACUAACAACAUACAGAGUACCCUGACUGUUUAAUAGCAGAUUUUUCUUUAAAGAGGUCAAUCAGAGACGAAAUCCAGUCCAGCCCCUUUAUAAAAAAUAGUUAGGGUGCCCAUAUGUCCUCUUUUACCUGGACAUGUCCUCUUUUUUGGGGGCUGUCCAGUGUUGUGGGAAGUCAUAAUAUGGUCACCCUAAUAUAGAUUGAUGUUGAAGUAGUUUUGAAACCAUAGUUGCUACAGUAUUAGGAGCAUUGUGCUCAGUCAAACUUACCAAUAGUUAUUCAAUACAUCUUUCCAAAGGUUGUUCAUGGUGCUCAGAGUAGACAAAGAAUAUUCGAGGGGAAAAAACAGCCAAUCUUUCUAUCUGACUGUAAGAUAAGAGAGAGAUAAGAUUAGAUAUUCCUUUAUUAGUCCCAUAAGGGGAAAUUUCAAAUUUACAGCAGUGAUAAUUACAAAAGAGAGAAAUAGAUAUAAGAUAGAAAAAAAGAUAUAUACAUGAGUGUUAUUUACAGCUGUCAUUGGUCAAACCUCUCAUUUAUAGUAAGGACGUUGUACCAGUACAUAUCAAAUGACUCAAAACGAUCAGUGUGACAGCCUGAAUAACUUGAGCUUCCCUCUCUCUUUACUUUUAUUUCACCUCCAGCUGACUGGCUUAUUCCAGUUCACGGUUCGGCUCCUCACAGAGACUGAAGCUCGGUUUACAUCAGUGGAGAGGAUCGAUCAUUACAUAAAGGUAAGUUUAUUGAUUAGCGCAGGGAGAGGUGUGGAUUAUGCGCCACUCAGACGUAUCGUUUAUGCUCACAAAGACCGUGAGCAGAAGAAUUAGAGACGCUGGCAUGUGUUUUUUCGUGUGCAUGUGAUUUGAUAUGUUUGAUGAACACAGCAGGAAGUCAUGUGGAAGUGCACUCCAGAGCACAUGACAGGGUUUGUUUCACACAGCAGCCGUCAAACUGCACAGAUGGGAAUAUAGACUUAGCUUUUUCUGUUCAGUUUCAAGUUCAAAGAAAAGCUCAUGGCGAGAAAAUCACUGCAAAUCAGUCAGGGGGUUUGCACCUCUACAGAGAUUAUGAGAUUAAUACUUGAUACCAUCACCUUGUCUAAUCUCAGAGUCUGGAGAGAGAAGCACCCAGACAGAGUCCUGAGGGAGACGCUCCUGCCCCCUCCUGGCCUCAGAAGGGAAGAAUCACCUUCAACAAUGUAGACAUGCGUUAUCGUGAUGAUCUGCCGCUCGUGCUUAAGAAUCUGUCCUUCACCACCCUGCCCGGGGAGACCAUCGGCAUUGUUGGCCGCACAGGAUCAGGUAGAUAAUUAACCCUCUGGUCCUCUGACUAGAAGCUAUUUCAGCAUGCAUCAACGUCCCUUUUCAACUUGCAGGUGCAAUUCCUCAUUCAGUGUCUUUUUUUUCUGCAGGAAAGUCCUCUCUGGGUGUCGCUCUGUUCAGACUGGUGGAGCUCACUGGAGGCUCUAUUAUCAUUGAUGGGAUCAAUAUUGCACAGAUUGGUCUGAAUGACCUGAGGAGCAAGCUAGCAAUCAUUCCUCAGGAGCCAGUGCUCUUCAUCGGGACUGUCAGGUAAUAAAACAGAUAAAAUUGUGUGUGUUUGUGUUUGUGACAGACAUUUUUUUUGUAAAAUCUGAAAAAGCAAAGCAGAUGAUGGAUGAGGGUCACAUGCCCCUCAAACCUUAAUUUGUCCUUGAACAACUAAAUGGAAAAUCCCUGCGUGUCCACUGCUGCAACACCGUGUCAUCUGUCAACACUUCCUUCCUGUAUAGUGACUGCUCGCUGCAGGAAACAGUCACAUGUCUUCAGUCAACUUCAUGUGUAAAGCUGAAGUGUAUGGUUUAGUACCAAAACUGAGUCGAAGUUAUUCUAUGUCUGUGUUAGCGAUCCAACCAAUAUCACAGUCGACUGAAUUUACUGUCAAAGAACAGUUUUUUUUUUAAGAGUAUAUUUUGGCACAGCGUUAAUGGAAAUGUGAAGCAGCAAUAAAAUAAAAAACCCCACAGGGCAGGAAGAACAUGUAUGAUACAUUUGACAGGCAAGAGUGAGUCAAAAAUAAAACAUCAACCCUGCCUUUUUCCAAAGCGAGCAGUCAGUUGUUUUAUGAAUGCUCAUUGCCUCAGGCGAGAUUUGACCUUGGUCAGCAGAGGGGUAGCAGAGUUGAAUCAGCAGAAUACUGAACCUCAUAUCUUAAUGUGAUGUGGUCAUAACAUUUAAUCCAGUUAAUGGGUACAACAAUUCCCUCCUCUCCUCUCCAACAGGAGUAAUUUAGACCCGUGGGAUCAAUACUCGGAUUCCCAGAUAUGGGAGGCUCUGGAGGAGACACAUAUCAAAGAGAUGGUAAGUGACAACAGACAGUAAGAUUAAGUAAGAAAAUCCAUAUCUGGAUGAGAAGAAACCACCCAUUAUCUGCCCUCAUGCCUUCCCCAGGUCAGCCAGCUGCCUCAUUCGCUGCAAUCAGAGGUGACAGAGAACGGGGAGAACUUCUCGGUGGGGGAACGACAGCUUCUGUGUGUGGCCAGAGCUAUGCUUCGAAACAGCAAGGUGCUGAUUGUAUAAUACUGCUACUUUAAAUUUAUAUGUGCAGCCCUGUAAGGCAUGGGUUAUGACAGCAGCAGGUUUUAUCAUAGAAAAACAGAACUGUCCCAUAUCACAGCACUGUCAGUCUGUAUGUAACUCUGCAUGAGAUAAUACUGCCACCCAGUGGAGCGCAUUUGAAUGUCAUCUCAAAACUGCUACUGCAUGCAUGCACUUGAUAGACAGUGUUGUUUUUUUCUUAUAGAAUUAGUCUUUUUUUAAACAAUAAGAGGAGAUGACAAAACGGUUAUUUGUUUGGAUGAUGUCAUGUCCUGGCUCUUAUAUUUCUUGUCUUUUUUUAUUUGUGUUUUUAAUUUAGGUCCUAAUAUUAGAUGAAGCAACUGCAGCUAUCGACACUGAGACAGAUCGUCUCAUCCAAGAGACCAUUAGCUCUGCGUUUGGCAGCUGCACCACACUCAUCAUAGCCCACCGUCUGAACACGGUGAUGAGCUGCAGCAGAGUCCUGGUCCUGGACAACGGGCAGGUGCGUAUGUAGACAACAACAUGACUCAACAUGACUGUGUGGUCAAAUCUCACUCCCAAGAGGAAAGACCUCAGAUUUAUGGUGUGCUCUAUGACCUCCCUGCGAUGCAAAUGAGCAGUUUAUGUACAAACAUUAAAUAAGUGUUUUCCUUUAGGUAACUCCUGAUCAUCUGGCACUCUCUAAAAACUUAAUUAAACCACACAUAUUCAUUUCUGAUGCUGUGAAGCUAAGUUUGCUGUAGUGUUUAAAGCAAUUCUAGGGCAACUGAACUUUUAAUUUUUCUGAGACAACAUUCAGUAAUAUUAACUGAGACUGGCUGAAUCUCAGUCUCUUCCCUGAACCCUAAGCCCCGAGCCCUUAGAGACUAUUAACAUCACCUGGAAAUUGAUUAAGGGCAUGAGGCUGUGGGGACCGACAUGAUAUAACAAGAAUGGGACAGCACAUCCCUUGAGAAUCCCGUGGUCACAUCACUAUGGGUACGAACUCUGGGUAAUUCCUGGUCUGCAGAGAUGUUCACUUAUGAAAAGGGUGCAUAGACUCAGAAUGUCUGUCAGAUAUCCCUCACGCAUUUUAUGAUUUUGUAGUGGGACAGCCCUUAGAGAUUGGGCAACUGUCUCUUGUUUCAAGAGUCACUUUUGCUGUUGGCCAGCAGGGGGCAACAGCACUGGUUGCAGAAGAGAUAAGAAUCGACCAAAGUCUGUGGAAAAUGGACCAAACUUUUCACUUGAUUAUUCCUUCAGUAAACUUUCUCGUGAUGGUUUUAACACUCCAAACUCUAGUCUCAAUAAAGCAUGUGUGCAUUUUCUUUAUUACUUUCUCAAUAACAUCAGAAUAAACAAGAAGGGCAUGAACCUAUCUUGUGACCAAAAAGUUGAUUGCAAGGCAACAUAUGAGCGGUGAAAGAGGUGAAGCAAUGCUUAUCCACUUUCUGGCCCAGCUGUGAUAAAUUUCAGCUCUAAAACCCCCAAGAUGGAAACAGUCAAAAGGUCAAACUCAUUUUUGUAAGACAUCCAAUACAGCAAAAUUGGCAAAGCUAAUCUUGUAUUUAAGACAUGCCAUGAUUUGAAUACCAACAGCGGAGUGUAAAGUACCCUUAGGGAUCAAUUAGUAUUGGUUGCAGAAACUUGUGUCAUCCACCAAAGCAUAACAAGACUGUCUGAGGAAAGUAUUUUCCAGACAUCAAAACUCCUUUCAUAAGCUGCCUGCAGGAUAUAACUGAGGUUAUAGUAUUUAUAGAGAAAAUGAUAUGCUACAUUUCUGUUCCCUCUUUGCAGAUUGGUGGAUUGAUUUAAGAUGCUGAUGAUGAUCACUGUUCUGUCCUUUCCAUUUCAUAGAUUUUGGAGUUUGACACCCCUGCUGCCUUGCUAGCAGAUGAAAAAUCAAGAUUCAGAGCCAUGAUUGAAGUCUCAGAAAACCAAAGCAGAUAAAAGACGCUGGAGCUGAACUCUGGAAGUCAGUGUUGACACCCUGGUAUAUUCAGGGGGAACACCUGAAGUGCACAAAAAAAAAACACAUUAAAACCCAUUCUGCCAUGGUGUUCAAGUGCUGAGGACCACAGAGGCCACUCUGUGUAACAGUGUCUGUUUAUUUCCAAACCAAAGAACAAGGGACCACACUCACAUACAUGAAGACACACAAACCUAACUAUGCAAACAGAGAUGUAACAGCCUCCUGCUCGGACGCUAAAGUUAAACCCAGGAGGCAGAAUAAGUUAGUUGUAAAUGACAAAGAGCAAUGAGUCUGACAAUAGCACUUUAUGUUUCAUGUGGACACAUGGAAAGACGAGAUACUUCCACUUACUUUGGAGGUCAGUGAAUCAGUGAGCCUCUGAGUUAGUUUGAGUCAUUUUAUGUACUUAUCUAAGACCUCACAGUGCAGGAGUAUACUGGUAAUAACUGUCAAGAUACAAGAUAGUGUUGAUUGUUCAACAUUGUUUAUCUAAACCCUCAUUUAUUAACCAUUCCUGCUACAGGAGAUUUAAACACGUGCUUAAAAUGUGUCACUGUUUUUAUGUUUUAUGCACUUAGUUCAAUGUUUUAAUGCAGUCAUUUCAGGAUAUUAUAGCAGAUGCAAUAUGUGCCUAGAGUUGUAAACCUUUCAGGUCAUGUAAUGGAGUUAGCCAUUUCAGCAUACUGUUUUAAACUACACGCAGGUACUGUGUUUUGGAGUGAGCUAAUGUUUCCUCGUAAUCCAAAUGCUGGAGUUUAAAAUCUGCGAAUUUCACACUGAUGGUAACGUUAGUACUGUCGAUUAAAGCUGCAGGAAAAGUCUAAAACCAUGGUACACAAUAUUUACUGUGCAAGCUGAGAAGAAAAGAGCAACAUGAGGAUGUGUCUUUAAUGUUGUGUUGUUUUUGCACAGAGCUGGGGAUUGUAAACUUCUGCCUUAUAAUCAAGUACGUGCUGAACAAUCAUUAAGAGUGCAAUAUCUUUUUAUUGCAUUAGUAUUUUUUUCAAGAUUGCCUUUGUAUACUUGAGGUAUUAAUGCUGCAAUGAUAUUUUUUAAAUGUUUAAUUUUUGUCAUUAAGAAUCUGUUUUUUUCCAAUAAAAUGUUUUCUAUAUAAACUGA